Molecule: messenger RNA, 779 nt
Organism: Mugil cephalus (flathead mullet)
Lineage: Eukaryota; Metazoa; Chordata; Actinopteri; Mugiliformes; Mugilidae
Product: phospholipase A2 inhibitor and Ly6/PLAUR domain-containing protein-like
Exons: 5
Coding region: 216-779 (187 amino acids)
Source: RefSeq, a predicted model, not a curated record
UUCCUGGAUGAGUAAAUGUUUAUGAAUAGCAUCAUUCAUGUGAGAGAUUAGGUGUACUUGCGUGCUGAAACUUUCAUUCCCAAAGAAGGACGGUCAUGGAGUAGCACACCCAAUCCUUGAGCUCACCUGUGCAGUAUAUAAAGUGUUGUACUUAUCUUGAGGAGUAUCACACGACGUAUCUAGGACGACUGGUCAACAGCACUCACCCGUUCAUCAUGAUGAAGCUCAUCAUUUCCCUGACUCUUUUCUGGGCUCUCUGCAGCACAGCCGGAGCUCUUCGGUGUCACACCUGCACAGAUGAGACAUGUGCAACCACAACACCCCAAACGUGUUCCACAGAGACGAUGUGUAUAUCAGCAGCCAUUGAAGGAACUUCAUCUGGAACUGCACUCCCGCAAAUCUACAAAGCAUGUGCUCCGUCCUCCCAGUGUCCAGCCACAGGACCUCAGACAUUUUCAGUCAACUUGGGUGGUUCAAGUGCACUUGUAUCAGCUAUGUGCUGCAACACAGAUAACUGCAACAGAGAUAGUGUAGCUUCUCCUACUACUCCGGCAGAUAACAGCCUCCAGUGUAAUUCUUGUUCAACCUCUGCAUGCACGACACCAUUACAGUGUAAGGGGACGGAGGACAUUGACCGAUGGCUCCACCAGUUUUCCUGGUUAUGGCUGUGCAUCUUCAAACCUCUGUGCAGCUGCUACCAGCCUGGGUUCAAUACCUUUCGUAGCAAGUCUUGGCUCCAUCAGCAGUGGACCAACCUGUUGUGGAACCAGAUUGUGUAA